UUUGGAAUAUAUAGUGUCAAAUAAAAUGUUUCUCUUAAAAAAUGUUUUCAAGCAACCCCAUAAUUAUUAGUGAAUAAUGAGAUGAAAAUAGUGAAGAGCUUCAGUUUCUUCCAGAGAACUUCAGUUCAGGAGUUUAUGUCAUUCUUUUGUAAAACUAUUGUGGAAAGAACAAUUCCAGCUUCAAGGCAAUCUGUUAAGGAAGGAGAAUAUUUGUGUCAUGUAUAUGUACGGGCAGAUAACUUAGCUGGAGUGGUGAUAUCUGAUCAUGAGUACCCCUCUAGAGUGUCACACACUUUGUUAACAAGAAUCCUAGACGAAUUUGCAGAAAAAGUUCCUUCUUCUGGAUGGCCAGAUCUUCAGGAAAACAGAGUGGCAUUUCCACAACUCAAUGUUUAUUUAUCAAAGUACCAGAAUCCCAGGGAGGCUGAUGCUCUCACAAAAAUACAUGAAGAUUUAGAUGAAACUAAAAUAAUUUUGCAUAAUACAAUUCAGGCAGUUCUAGAAAGAGGUGAAAAACUGGAUGACUUGGUUUCCAAAUCAGAAGGACUGAGCAUACAGUCCAAAGCUUUUUAUAAAACUGCACGAAAAACAAAUAGCUGUUGUAGCUUCAGUUAGGUUAUUUAUCAUUACCAUUCCAGGUAGCCCCUCAUCAGUUAUUCAUACUAUAUAUCAGAUUAAUUUUCAAUGUAGAGGAGGAGAUCUGCAGUCUACAUUUACUACCAUAGUAGUUUCUCAAAAGUGGCUCACCCCUAUAACUUUUUUGUUUGUACAGAUAAAUGAAAUUGGGUGUGUAAGGACAGUUGUAUAAUUUCAUAUAUAAUAUUGUUCACCCUUCAUAAAGACAAUUGGUGAUGUUGUCAUGAACUGUAAUAGCAUUUUGUUAUACAAUUGAGAAUGGUCAAUAAAAAAAACUAUUAAUGUCACUCUGAAAUAUCAAAAAUAUAAUUUAUUAUAUCAAACUACUAUACUAGCUGUAUCAAGUGGGAACCAGCCCCAUAUCCUGUAGGCAAAUUCCUCCAACAGUAAAUGAAUAAAUAUGCAUUUUUUACACAUUCACUUAUUUUAUGUCAUUCUAGGUUUGACAGGAAAUUACUCUUUUUGUUUCUUAUUUUGAAUGGAACACCCAGUAUAGUUUCACUUAUUUCAAUAGAUAAUCAUAGUAUGAGUACAAUGACACCCCAUUUGCCACUUUUUGAAGUUUAUCAAAUUUUCAAUCUAGAGUGUUAGGAGUUAUGUUAUUCAACGUUUAUGUCAAUAGAUUGUGUGUGAGAUAAUUAUAAUCAAUAUGGUGUUUGCACUGAUAAGCUUUUGAUUUCCUUCAACUGAAUAUCACAUUUUGAGGUUCUUGUUACAUCUUAUUCUAAUAGAUGUCUCUGUAUAAAUUAUCUUAACCAUGGAAAUAAGAACUCAAUUAUUAGAAUUUCAUUAAACACUAUCAAGUAUCGGAUUUUUUAUGAACAAGGACCUUAUAAAUGUCAUCAGUUUUUGACUAAUGUAACCAUGUCAACCAGCCUUGAUUAAGAACACCAUAUUUGGUUACAUUUGAAAAAAUUGAGUUUAGAUCAUAAAGACCUCUAGAUUUAAAAUUAGAAAUUGAAAACAGGAUGAUGAAUAUCAAAAAGUGACAACCCAUGUACCCACAAUGUGAUUACUCUUGAAAUAAAUAAAAAAAUACCAGGUGUUCCAUUCAAAAUAAGGAAGUGAGGUUUAUUUUCAGUCAAACAUGAAGUGACAGAAAACAAUUGAAUAUGUCAAAAAAUGCAGUUAAUGUACUUUUGUUAGACAAGGAAUUUUAUUUUUUCAUCUGCAGAAACAAUGAAGUUAUAGGGGUGAGCCACUCUUGAGAAACAUCCGGUAUAUUAUGUGACUGUGGCAAGAUGAGAAACAAUUGACAAUUUUUGGAGAUAAUUUUCAAAUUAUUGAUUGAUUUUUAUUGAUCAUGUAGUUUGCUCAAUCUAUUAAAAACAGAAUUCUGGCCUUAAUUUGUCAAUAAGUCAAUUUCAUCUUAAAUUGGUAUUCUUCCAAUAUGCUGAAUCCUGGUAUAAAAUAUUGAUGAGUUUGGAGAAAUAAUGCAAUGAAAAUCUGUGUAAGGCCUUGUUAUCAAAUUGAAGUGUUCUAUUUCUAGGCUGAUGGGGUAACUAUUAUAUAAUAUAUACAUGUGCAUAGCCGUUGUUAUCAUGUUGUUAAUAGUUCAUGAAAGAUGAAAGUUAGACGAAAAUAAGGCGGAACCUCGGAAUUCGUUCAGGAAGGUCGAUUUAAAUGGGACAAACGGCGUUCUUUUCGUGAUUGCAUGUACAGUGUGUCCAGUUUUAGAUGCUUUUGCGUGAUAUCUCAGUUAUCUUUCGAGAUAGAACCUUGCGGUUUUCGCGGUCCUGUACCACUUUUUCGUGAAACUCAAGAUGACCUAAUCAGAUUUUGCAUAACUGUUUGCGUUUAUGAGAUACAGGGCGAUUUUGAAAAUUUAUUCUUUUUGAACCCCCUCUAUAUCUACGAAGUUUUUCAGCGAAAAUGUCAAAUUGAAAUCUUAUCCCAUACAGAAUUUUGCGCAGAAUCCAGUGGCGCACUCACUUUUUUUUUUCGGGGUAUGGUUUUGGAGAUACGACUCAAACUUAUGAUUUUUCAAAUGGAACACCCUGUAUUUAAUACGCUAAUUAAAUUCCUUAUUUUUUACCAUCAAAAUGAAAUAUGAUGUAUAAAUAUAAAAUUUUCAAAAAUGCUCCAAAAUUACUAAAACAUUGAAUUUUAUUAGUGGGCUAUCGAUUUUUCAUUUAAAAAAAGUUCCAAUUGAAGGAAUAUUUCAUUUGAUUUUUCCAUGAAAAGGAGAAAAAACAAUCCCAACAAUAGUUAACUAAGAAAACACAAAAAAUAGGUACAGUCGCAUUAAAAAAAAAGCGUAAAAGUAUAUUACAGAGAGAAAUUAACGUCAUUCUAUUCUGCAUAAAACGGGCUAUCGGUCUGUCCCAUUUUUGUUGUCCUUACGAGAUAUCUCACUUAUUUUCAAAGAUUUUUGCGGUUUUCUUGAACGUUGGCUACUUUUUUGUGAAACUCACGAUACCGGGCGAAAUCUCAAAAACACAAAGGACUGUGAAAAUUAUGUUUGUAAAUGUUGAGACCGCAGCACUCUAUCUCCGAACAAAAAUGAGAUAUUGAAAACUGGACACACUGUAUACAUACAUCGAAGUAUCUACAUCGUCUGAUGCGCCGCUAUAGUUAUUAUUAACGUUGCAAGGCCGAUAUGCAGCAAAUAACGGAUGAGGUUGAAUAUUGUAAUCCGAGGCGCAGCCGAGGAUUAUAACAAAAGCGAAUCCGAUAUUUGCGUAUCGGCCGUGUAUCGUUCAAGACUUUUCGUAAUCCCGCUGAAAGAUUACAAUUUGUCUCCGAGGAAAGAACAAACCAUACGUAUCUCGUAAUUCUACACAAAAAUCCAAACAUCGCGUGUUGUUAUGGAACAGUUAACGGCUGUUGAACAAUCUUAACGGGUGGAAGCUGUUAACAUCAACUUUUCAAUUGUCAUUUGAAUACCGUUGAAUCAAAAUAACAGAUCUCCAAAGAUAACUGAGAUAUCGUGCAAAAGAUGGUAAUAGCAUAAGAAACUGGAUGCAAUUAUGAAGAGAAUUCACUUUCUCCCAUCAAAAUCGAACCUUCUUUUGAAUUAAGGAAUUUCCAGGAGUAAUGCUAACUAUCCUGAACUUAAAAUAUUGAUGUAAAAUGUGAAUGAUGUAUACAAAUUUUAUAUAAUUUAUCAAUUUAUUUGUAUUGUAUGUGUGUAAGAUUGUGCCUGUUGUAAGAGGAAAUAAAUCAAUGUUGCAGAUACUGAUGAAUACUGAUUAAUACUAAAUAAAAUAGUUUUAUUUUUUUUAUGUUG
Messenger RNA from Phaedon cochleariae (mustard beetle), 3865 nucleotides. NCBI's taxonomy places the organism in Eukaryota, Metazoa, Arthropoda, Insecta, Coleoptera, Chrysomelidae. The record is from the annotation of a GenBank genome assembly.